This is a messenger RNA of Recurvomyces mirabilis, 570 nucleotides long. RefSeq names its product RNA polymerase II mediator complex subunit (gene SRB7). Gene Ontology annotation, molecular function: transcription coregulator activity. Gene Ontology annotation, biological process: regulation of transcription by RNA polymerase II. Gene Ontology annotation, cellular component: mediator complex. NCBI's taxonomy places the organism in Eukaryota, Fungi, Ascomycota, Dothideomycetes, Mycosphaerellales, Teratosphaeriaceae. The record is from RefSeq and is a predicted model, not a curated record. The transcript is spliced from 2 exons. The coding region runs from base 1 to 570 and encodes 189 amino acids.
AUGGCGGACCGGCUCACGCAGCUUCAAGAUGCCAUUGACAACCAACUGACCUUGAUGUACGCUGCGGUCAACUACAUCAGGACGCGACAUCCGUACGGCGACAUCCCCGGCCAGCCCAGUCAAGCACCAGAUCCAGCUCCUCUUUCAGCAGUCCCGCAGAGCCUGCCAAAUGGCGAUGGCAGUCAGCCUAACGGACCCGUACCAGGCGCGAAAGCCAUAGCGCUAGAUCAGCAGCAAGGAAGCAAAACCUCGACUCCGCCGCCAGAGCAACCAGACAAUUUCAAUGCCUCCUUGCAUGAAUUGGCUAGAGAUCUGGUGUUGCAGGAACAGCAGAUCGAGAUCCUGAUCAACAGCCUGCCUGGUCUGGGGAGUAGUGAACCCAGUCAGCAGAGGAGGAUGCGCGAGCUUGAGGCAGAACUGAGGACUGUGGAAGGGGUGCGAAGGAAGGCUGAAGAGGAGAAGGAAGUGAUGGUGAACAAGCUCGGAGAUAUUCUGACCAGAACACAGCGUGUACCACGAGACACGAGCAUGUUACAGUCGCAUGUUCAUAGACAUGUGACUAUGUCCUGA